UGGAUCGCCUCUUUCAUAUUAUGUUGAAUAUAGGUCUUGUACUUCUUCUUGGCCUUAGUGCUCUUUUUCGACUUAGCUCUAACUUGGGCAUUUCUUGCCUGCUGCUGUAUAGGACAUAGGAAGGGGAGGACGGCCGCAGAGCUGGGUCGUAUGGAAGGUCGGAAUGCAGAUACGAUGCCUCUCGUCAGAGAUGACAUGUAUCUGCUGGGAGUCGCCAUUGUGCCCGGCGUAGAGAGGAUAGCUUUUCUCGACGGGGGUUUUCUUUUGAUUUAUCUUGGUCUUGUUGCGGAGGUUGAAGCGGAAGUCGAAAACGGAGUUUUGGCCGGGAAAAUGUUAUUCCGGGGUCGAGAUUAUUUACAACCGUUAGCGAACUUUCUUGCUUUUUUUUAACAUCACCCCAAGACAGGACAGGACGAGAACAACCACCAGCAACAUCCUGAUCACAGCAUGAAAUGGGUACAAUCUUAGUCGGUGGAAGACGGGAGAUAUGUACUAGCCAUGUUUGAAUCAGUCUUUUAUAUGAAACCAUUUGCACAUUAGAAGGAUGUCUCUUUAGCUACCCGCCAGCUGUUAUGCGUUUACUCCUUGGAGCUGCUGCUGAUGCUGCGAGCUCAAGGUCGAUAGAUACUAAUAACUUCUCACUCAAGUCCUCAACUGAUAUUGCAGUUUCGAUGUCUGGAAGCAACAAUUGCGGCUGCUCGAUAUCUUUUUCCCUCACGUUUAUCGUUUCGCAGCGCUAGUAACCAACCACGACGGGUUCAACUGCUCCCUUUCUCCCCAGAAGAGAUGUCAGUGAAGUAGAUGGAGCGAGUUCGUCUCUGCUAAAAUGCUAUUGCCAUUAAAAUUUGGCUCAUCAGACCUCUGUAGAGAAAGGGAGACGAAUUUGCGUUGCUAAAUAAGACGAUUAUCUCACACCCUCGGCAAGCAACCAGCACAUAUAAUAUGGAAAGCGUAGCAUAGGGCGGAGAUUAACCGAGCAACAUCUAACGAGGUCCAAUGCUGACAGGAGAAGUGGUGGGCGUGCGAAGAUAUGUAUUGGCUGCAAUCUUUCUGUGAUCUGCAGUUCUGCUUGGCUGCAGGCCUCAUUUAUUUUUGAGUGUUAUCCAUGGAUAAGCCCCGCACCAAGGUCGAACAUAUAUAAUAUGCGAGUGUCCGACCAGAGGUUGUAGGUGAGCGGUAGCUUACAAACCAUCUAGCGCGCGGUUAGAUAUAUGGUUUGCUAUGUUAAACUCUUCUCACACACGCAUUUAUAUAGACUAACAUCGGAGGAUCGUAUCCUUGAUACAUAACAUAUUAACCACCUUUAUUCGGGCAUAUGCCAAGUCCUGUUGGCCUAAGACGAGAAAAUGACGUUGUCAUCAACCGCUAUACUCGUGGUUUCAGGCUGUUUGACCGGCCUUGUAGCAACAAUUCUCAGCGCAUACGCAUGGUUCCGUACCUCGAAGUACUACCUUCCGGCUACCUAUUCCACUCUCAGGAAUAACAACAUUCCUCCCAAUUGCCACGGCCAUUCUCAUCCCGCUGUUUACCAAUCUUGCCACUCGCAGUCGGAACCAGCGAUCAGGCACAGCAUUACUGGGUCACAUUGACAUUGGCAGAUUCAUGGUCAUUGUGGAGCAACUGCUUACAAUAAUCCCAACAGCCCUGGCUACUUUUACAAUAUCUUAUUUUGUGUCUGAAGAUAUCGUUGGAUGCCGUCUUGAAAACCAAUGGCAGUCAUACUACUCCCGUAAGAAUGCCAACGCUAUCCGCUCCAUCCAGGAUCGGCUCCAGUGCUGCGGUUUUAGAAGUACACGCGAUCGAGGAUGGCCGUUUCCAGGUGGUUCUGAUCAACGCGAUUGUACUAGUACAUUUGGAUAUACCCGGAGUUGUUUUGCUGAAUGGCGCAGCACACAACGAGAAGCUGCUACUAUGAUUUUUACGGCAGCAGUUUUGAGCCUGGCCAUGAAAUUCAUCCUGUCUUCCCGUCAAUACGGUCUAUCUACCCGCCACACUCGACUACCUUAUCAUGAGACAAAUGAAGGUACCGAAAACGGGAACGGGACACAUGCAAAUAGCACCCCGCGUAGGCUCAUCACGGACGCCCGCUACCAUGACGAACCAGAUGAAGAGGAACGCCAUAGGGUGGAUUCACCAACCGCGCCCCAGUCACCAAAUGUAAAUGCUUUUGGCAUUGCAAAUGGCCAGGGGGACGCCCGCAACAACAUAGGCGACAAUUACAACACUGGAUCUUCUGGUGCAUUGCACAUUUCGAACUUGAGGCUAUGAGAAGAACUGAGUUUUGUUUUACAUUGAAAAAAUUGUUCUUCUUUUCUUUUAUUUCUGCAAUGUAGGUUCCUUUUCCCUGUCGUUUCCAUGUGGUCUUAUCUUUAGCCUUCCAGUUGUCAUGUUUUAGACUCUCUCUCCCCAAAUUUUCAUUUACUAUUCCCGCAUUUUUCAUUCUCACUUCCUGUCCCCUCUUGCCGUUUGUUUUCACAAAUCCAUCUGGGAUUGAGGUGUAAGUGCAGCUUCAAGCUUUGAUGUUUCAUCUCAUCUACUUCUGUCUACCAAGCAAUGGCAGGAUGAACCUAAUGUGAAAUUUAUCAACGGGUUUUGUGAUUUGAUUAAAUGGGAUUGAGGGUACAUACAGUCUUUUCCACAUUUACCUCUGUGUCUCCCCUUGUGUUUAUGCCCUGAACUACACCGAUUGGAAAGCGCCGAUGGCGAAACGCUAAUCGCAUGAUUAAAUAACUAAAUGUGAGAAGAAAAUUCCAUUACGUAAAGUUUAUCUCUCUCUACCUUGAUCUCAGCAGAAAUGUUAUAUCCCCUUUAGGACCCCCUAUCGAAAGUUUUGAUAUAUCUAAUUGCCCAAAAAGUAUCCUUGAACACCGCAGGGUUAUUGGUGACAUAAUCGGCACAAUCCCUCCCGCGCGAUGCACACCCAUCGGUAAACGCCCAUACACCUCCCGCCCAAUCCCCACAAAAGGUGGUGUUGAUCACAAUUUUCAAGUUCACCAAGCUCACAUCAAAUCUACAGGCCCCUUCAAACACCGCAGCGGGCGCUGUAUUCCAGGAAUCGGGAUUUGGGCAACCAUUCUCAAUGUCCCAUGGAAUCUCGCCGCGGGGGAAGAACCAUAUUUUGAUCGAGUGUGCCGUCCACAGCGUUGCGUAUACACCACCGCCUAUACUAUUCAGCCCGUGUCCAUACGAGUGUGGGCUAUCAGACACAAUCCGACAGCCCUGGUUGAUAUAUUGGCCUGGAGCAUUGACGUCGCAAUUAGACGUUUGGAUUUCCCCCGCAAAGUUGCUUCGUUUGGAUAUGGUGCAACCGGGGCCCGUGUGUAAUACCAUACCGUUGUGCGAGUUUAAGUGGAUGCCUUCGUAUAUGUCGAUUUCUCCCGUCGUGGGCCAUGAAGGUCCCACCAUCCAGAAGGCAGGCCAGAUGCCGCAGGUCGAGUUGGGGACAUGGAGGAAAUCGGCAAUCACCAGGCCUUGGUUGUAAGACUUUUUGCUGGCGAUGCGGACGCUGGGUCGGCCCGUCGGGGUGAUAUUGGUAUGGUCAACGCCCAAGCGGACGAUGGGAUAGCCGUUCAUGGUCGUCUCUUUGACUAGGCCGGCGGCGCGUGCCUGGCGUUCUGAUAGGUAUUUGACGUGGCCAUUGGUGGGAUCUGGUGCCGUCCAGAAGUCAAAUUUUGCAAAGAAAUUGUUUGGGUGGUAGUGAUCAACGAGGUUAUAUGCCCCUAUAACCUGACGGGCGAGUAGGAAAAGGAGAAUGGCACUAAGGGGAUUCAUUGGAGAAGAAGUGCAACGGAAUAGCAGCGCCAAAGGGUCUGGUAGACUUUCUCUCUGGACGCUACAAAUUAGAUAUAUAUAGUGCGGAAACAUCACGCCUCUAUAUACACAUAUGUGGUGGCGUAGAUGGUAUUCGGUCUGGGCUGCGCGGUAGAUGCAAUGCAUACAUUUUUCAUAGCCAUGCCUCACGGCAAUCCCAAGGAAAAGGAAAUGAAAAUGAAAAUGAUGGCGGGGAGGAGGCUAUUUUGUAGCGUUCCCAGAUCGGAGGUUCUCAUUUGAAGGUCAAUUGUAGUCAUUGGAGUUUUCUGUAAAAGAGUAAAUGAAUCGGGGGGUAGGAGCCGAUUUGGGUUUGGAUACUUUGGCAAACGGCCAAUUUUCUUAGAUGCAUAGAGCUAUUUCCAUCACGAGGCUGGAUAACCAAAUAAAAACCCUGGUGGAGUUGCUAUCUCAUUGGUAUGUUUUAAAGGGCUAUCCAGCAUUGUUAAAUUAGUCGAUGCACCAGCUCGCACUUAAUGAGGCAAAU
This is a messenger RNA of Blastomyces dermatitidis ER-3, 4294 nucleotides long. RefSeq names its product tetraspanin Tsp3. The coding region runs from base 1603 to 2268 and encodes 221 amino acids. Lineage: Eukaryota; Fungi; Ascomycota; Eurotiomycetes; Onygenales; Ajellomycetaceae. The transcript has 4 exons. The record is from RefSeq and is a predicted model, not a curated record. Gene Ontology annotation, cellular component: membrane.